This is a messenger RNA of Cinara cedri, 213 nucleotides long. The record is from the annotation of a GenBank genome assembly. NCBI's taxonomy places the organism in Eukaryota, Metazoa, Arthropoda, Insecta, Hemiptera, Aphididae.
AUGGACGCCCGCCAAAACGAUCUGCCGGAAUAUGAAUGGGAAGCGGCCGGCGACGGGCCGGCGACUCCGAGCGCCGAUAACGUCUUGCGGCUGUGGAUCAUGGCGCACGACCGCGAUUACGGGCCAGCCGCCGGUGACCCCGGUAUCGUUUACUUGAACAUCCCCGGGAGAGGAGCCGCAGAGCCGAACGACGCGGCCGGCGUACCGCGCUAA